This is a messenger RNA of Priapulus caudatus, 2173 nucleotides long. Its product is annotated as synaptotagmin-1-like. The record is from RefSeq and is a predicted model, not a curated record. Lineage: Eukaryota; Metazoa; Priapulida; Priapulimorpha; Priapulimorphida; Priapulidae. Gene Ontology annotation, molecular function: clathrin binding; syntaxin binding; calcium ion binding. The transcript has 3 exons. Gene Ontology annotation, biological process: regulation of calcium ion-dependent exocytosis; regulation of dopamine secretion; cellular response to calcium ion. The coding region runs from base 62 to 481 and encodes 139 amino acids.
UGCGUCAUCACUGAUUCACACUACUGCGUGUUCACAGGACCUUGGGCAGAUCCAACUCUCCAUGAGACUCGAGCCACAGGCAGAGAGACUAACUAUAACGCUUUCAAAGGCCAAAGACCUACCGAAGAACGCGUCCGGGCAGACGCCGAACGCGCAAGUGAAAAUCUCAGUCAUGCAACGCACGAAACAGCAGACGAAAGAAUCUCGCGUAAAGAAGAGGUCGUGUCAUCCUUCGUGGAAAGAAGCCUUUUCCUUCCUCAUCAACGUCGACCCGGAGAAUCUGCACUACUACACGAGCGUGACCGUGACGAUACACGACCCAGAGAUCGGUGGUGAGAGCGGAGUAAUAGGACAGGUGCGGUUUGGUCAGGGUGCUGUUCAAAACUCGGAGAUAGCGCAUUGGAAAAAGGUCCUGCAGAGCAUGCGUAAAGAGUCGACCGAGUGGCACCGGCUUAUGGUAUGCGAGGAUGAGAGAGACUGACGCACACUCUAGGCUAAAUAAAAUCAGGACCACUUUUAGACGAAGAGACUACUGUUAUAUAUCAUUCUAUACGUGCGUCUUUUGGACGUGUGUACGAUGCACACGACCGAAAAGUGCUUACGUCGUCGUAACAAGAUGGAGGAGGAUAAAACGGAAGCAUCGAAGGGGACAGAAAUGAGCGUUAUUGGCGCAUUUUUCGAUCGAUCGAGACGAGCCGCGAGUUGUUUUUGCUCUUUAGAAAAGGCUUUGGUUAUCAUUCACUUGCGCCAGUUUGUCGCUUUUCGUUGUGCAUUCGAGACGCCAUUCCUCGAACGCUUCUCGCUGAAAGCUGUCUGAAUGACGAAAAUAAAACCGAUAAUCCCUAUUACUUGGUGAUAUGGCCGAGAAAAUCCAUUAUGCCCGAGCCGUGCGGCAAGGCGCUAUAUGGCGGAACGUCAGCCUUGAAUUGCCAGAAAGACUUCAACAAUCCACUCACAUUGGCGCUGAAAUGCCGAGUUACAUUCCGUUAAUCGCGGAAAGUCGAUGAUUAAAUAAUUAUACGCUCGCCAGAUGGCGACACAGAUUGGACAAUCGAUCGCGUCUGCGUUUGAUAUGUAGCGAGCGAUAUUAGUGGUGCUAAUCAGUGCCACCGGAUCAGCGGUUAAGAUGGAACUAUAGCCUGACAAAUGUGCAGCUAAAUAGCCGCUGAGUUUAGGAAUGCACGGCAGGAUAUUCGUGAAUGGCGCUAAUACUAUGACAUCAGUAGUCUAAUGCACAUGAACGCGCGCAAUCGAUACAUGGAUGCAAUCGACAUCUUUCAUGCGCAUUGCAUACGAAAGAAUCACGCUAUCAAUGAUUUACCUAAUCAAUUUUGAUUCAAGAAACGCGCGGUACAAUAUAUAUAUAUAUGCGUCUGUACUUGACUAAACGACGUUCGCCUUCUUCCAUAAGUUUAUAUCGUAGUAAUUUGACAUCGAUAUAGCGAGAGGUCUAGAGCCGCGCAAUCAAGGAUUAAGUAAUAACGGCAACCUGAGCAAGAAUUGACACUCAAUGUCGAAUAGUUUAUGAAAGGAAUCACACGCUCGCCUACGAAAAAUGUUAAUCCUUAGCUACCGCAUUGACAAUCGAUUAGACUCACGUUAAAUGAGAUACGUGAAGAAAUAGGCGCAUUUCACAAUAGCCUUGAAAUUAACUAUAAUGAACUAUAUUCAGGUAUAAGACAAAAAAGUGAUCUGGAGUAAUUUACUAUCGCGAGUGAACAUUUACAUUGUAAUGCUGAUAGUAGGUGUUAAUAGGCUAUAAGACUAGCUAGGCGUGUAGUUGUGUGUAUAGAGAGAUCAAUUCGAUUAAUUCGGGUAUUAGAAAGUAAUCGAAUAAUUUUGUUUGCCAAAUACGGUUGCAUAUAAAAAUGUCAAAAACUGUCGUACAGAACUUGAUGUUAUAUUGUAUAUGUCACCAUAACCAUAUGUAGGGAUCGACACGGAAUGUGUUAGAGAGAUGGAGACAGCUAGAAUGUCUCCACAUGUCUUGUAUAUUUUUUUAUUUCAUUCCACUCCGGAAAAACCCACUUACAUUAUUUUUAUCGUUAACGGAGUUUCUAAUCUCUUUCAUGUUGUAAAGCUAUAAGAGUAAAGGUUCAUUAUUGUUUCAGCGUAUAUACCCGUUAAAUAUUAUAGCGUGUAUAAUUAAAGUAGUUUCGUUACAAAACGUAAA